UGAUUGGCUGCAGGUGCGAUGUCGGGUAGAGGGCGUCGGAAGUCGAAUGCGGCGGGAGAUUCCUCGCCGCAGGUCGGCACGUCGUCUCGCACGGGACGCCAGGUCAAGCGUAAGGCGCAGGACGACGGCGACGCUCCGGACGGGAAGCGAUACCGGAAGUGCGAGAAGGCGGGAUGCUCCGCGACGUACCCCAUCUGUUUCGCUUCAGCUACAGACAGGUGUGCAGGAAAUGGCUACACAUCCAGGUGGUACCACUUAUCCGCGGGGGAGCACUUCUGCAACGAGUGCUUUGAAUAUUUUUACCGAAGUUACAAAGAUGGUUACGACAUCUACACCAACUGGAAACGACAGUGGACGUCCAACGGGAAAAGCGAGGCCAGCAUCAAGGCGUUCAUUGCGGACCAGAAGAUCCCGUACUGGGUCCAGUGUACGCGGUCGAACUGCGGCAAGUGGAGACAGCUGUCCAAGGACAUGGAUAUCACCUUAGAACUGCAGCAGAAAUAUGUGUGUGGGAUGACAGCUGCAGGGAUGAAGACAGAAAAAGAUUUAUGCAGCACACCAGAGGAUUCGAGAGUAGAGUUAACCCGUGAGUAUCGCUGGCUGGAAACCCUGAUUCUACCCCCCCUACUGAAGAGGAGUCCUGCAGCCCCCUUCCUCACAGAGUACUACCCAGACGGGGUCGGACUCAGCCCCACCAGUGCCCCCCCUCCUACACAGAGGGGGGGUAAGUCCAAGGUCAACGGAGCUAAAGGUGCAGAAGACAGUGAUGAUGAAGAUCAUGUCCCAAAUAUCCCAGGUCUGUGCCCGUAUUUCCAGCCCUUCUACCAGCCCAAUGAGAAUGGGAAGGCCCUGUGUAUCCGGCCUGAUGUGAUGGAAUACGACGAGGUCCAGGAAUUCCCAGAGUUUGGGAGAGAACAGACUCUGUAUCUGGCACUCAGGAACCUAACUAUAGCACUGUGGACUCUCAACUGCAAGGAAUUUCUGACCCCGAAGAAGUGUGCUGGCCACGUGAUCGUACGCGGUCUGGUGAGGAUACGCUGCGUACAGGAACUAGAGAGGAUCGUGUGCUUCCUGACCAGGAAAGGUCUCAUCAACACUGGACUUCUGAAGGACCCGCCGGGCGGCGCCCUGCUACCUAAGGACUUUGAUGCUGGCACAGUAGUGGUUAUAGGAGCUGGACCAUCAGGCCUUGCUGCAGCUCGACAACUCCACAACUUUGGCACCAAGGUGGUAGUCCUGGAGGCCCAGGACAGAGUCGGAGGUCGGGUGUGGGAUGACCACAGUCUGGGCUCCUGUGUCGGCAGAGGUGCACAGAUCGUCAAUGGAUGUGUCAACAAUCCUGUAGCACUCAUGUGUGAACAGGCUGGGUUAAAAAUGAGGAAGAUGACAGAUCGCUGUGAACUGUUUGAAGAAAGCGGGGAGGCGGCGGAAUCUUCUGUAGACAAACGGACGGACUUCCAUUUCAACGCCAUGUUGGACGCAGUUGCAGAGUGGAGGAAAGACCAGGACAGCUCUCAGGAUGUGCCAUUAGGAACAAAGCUUGCUGAAAUGCACAAGUCUUUUGUGAAAGAAACUUGCCUGACAUUCACAGAGGCUGAAAACAGACUGAUGCAGUUCCAUAUUGGAAACUUGGAGUAUGCCUGUGGCUCAGAUCUAAAACAGGUGUCGUCGGUAAACUGGGACCAGAAUGAGAUGUUUGCCCAAUUCGCGGGCGAUCACACACUGCUCGCAGAUGGCUACGGGAUCAUCCUACAAAAACUGUCAGAAGGACUAGACAUCAGGCUGAACCAGGAGGUAACACAUAUAGACUACACAGGUGAGGAAGUUGUUGUCAAAACCAAGUCAGGAGAGUUUAAGGGCAGUAAGGUCCUGGUAACUUUGCCACUAGCCGUCUUACAGAAGAACGUGGUAGACUUCAAGCCUCCACUGCCUGAGAAAAAGCUUAAGGCUAUCCAGAGCCUGGGAGCCGGACUAAUUGAGAAGGUUGGUCUGAAGUUCCCGAGUAGAUUUUGGGACGCCCGUGUUCAGGGUGCAGACUUCUUUGGACACAUCCCACCAACAGAAGACAAGCGGGGACAGUUUGGAGUGUUCUACGACAUGACUCCCUCGUCCAAAGAAGCUGUGUUAAUGACGGUGGUUAGUGGAGACUCAGCACACCAGAUCUCCAGCCUCAAGGACACAGAGGUCAUUGAUCUGUGUAUGAAGGCCCUCAGGGGCAUGUUCCCAGGACAGAAGGUUCCAGACCCCGUUGGUUACUUUGUCAGUCAUUGGAAGACCCACCCCCACGCCCAGAUGGCGUACAGUUUCGUGAAAGUCGGUUCAACCGGCGAGGCGUACGACACUAUCGCGGAGGAUAUCGACCAGAAAGUGUUUUUCGCAGGCGAGGCCACCAACCGCCAUUUCCCGCAAACGGUAACGGGCGCGUAUCUCAGCGGAGUUCGAGAAGCGAGCAAGAUCGUGGAACCGCCGUUGUCAUGAAGACUGCUUUAGUGAACUUGUUAGCCAUUUAUUUUAUUGUGCAGGAAAAUGCAAAAGUUAACGCCCCCCACAAUGUGCGCUUAUAUAUAUAAACAUAAUGGGUUGGAAUUGUAUAUAUAUACUUGGUCCAAGACCACUUAAAGCGCCUUUAUGAUAAGUUGCGUGGUUAGAAAGCUCUGUGAAUGAAACACACCUGAAAGUUUCUAGGAGCAAUGAAAAUUUUCUUUCAUAGGAAGUGUAAGAAACAGGAGGAGCGAGUAGAAACAGAUAAAAACCCACUGGUCCCGGGCCGGGGUUCGAACCCCGCCCGGGCACCAGUCCGACUCUCUAACGCUCGGCCGAAAAGGUCUAGACCCAUCAGCCUGGUAGCACCUAUGAACCCCCCACUGUUACAAAAGCAAUGGAAAGUUUUUGAUGCAAGACUUCGUGACCCUUUGAGAAAACAAAGCAAACAAAGUUUCUGUGAACUGAAAA
Molecule: messenger RNA, 2952 nt
Organism: Branchiostoma belcheri (Belcher's lancelet)
Lineage: Eukaryota; Metazoa; Chordata; Leptocardii; Amphioxiformes; Branchiostomatidae
Product: lysine-specific histone demethylase 1B-like
Exons: 18
Coding region: 19-2478 (819 amino acids)
Molecular function (GO): zinc ion binding; protein binding; oxidoreductase activity
Source: RefSeq, a predicted model, not a curated record